Messenger RNA from Osmia lignaria (orchard mason bee), 2387 nucleotides. RefSeq names its product phospholipase A1 member A. Gene Ontology annotation, molecular function: serine hydrolase activity; lipase activity. The record is from RefSeq and is a predicted model, not a curated record. Gene Ontology annotation, biological process: lipid catabolic process. NCBI's taxonomy places the organism in Eukaryota, Metazoa, Arthropoda, Insecta, Hymenoptera, Megachilidae.
UUUAUAUUUCAUAUUAUUAUCAUUUUUUAUAUUUUGAACUGUUCCCAGUACUAUAAUUGACCCGCGCUUCGCUGUUCAAGAGAUAAUAAAACUCUAGUAUUAAUUUAUUAAUUCAACUUUUUCAUUUUUACAAACAAUCAUUAAAGAUUCAUUGACCUGUGUAUCAGUCAAGAGAAACAUUAAUAUGGAUAUAUUGAUCUGUAAUUUUCAAUGCAAAUUGAUGAUGUGAGUGCGGAAACGAAGACAUUCAAGGAUUUGUUCAACAGCACAUCCUGCGCGAAACCACCCUAUGUGUGCCCGCACCCACAAAUUGAAUUUUAUUUGUACACAAGAGACACGCAAAAGAAACCAUUUCGCUUAGACGUUCGAAGAUUUGAGUCCCUUCACUAUUCUAAAUUCAACAAAUCUCAUCCUACGAAGAUUAUCAUCCACGGUUUUGGAGGUGGAAGGAAUUUAAUACCUAGUCCAGAUCUUCGAAGAGCGUAUUUCACGCGAGGCAAUUACAAUAUUAUAAUCGUCGAUUACGGUUCGUUGGUACGCGAGCCCUGUCUGUCACAAAUACAAUGGGGUCCAGAUUUCUGUUCGCGAUGUAUUGCUCAAUUGGUAAGGUACUUGAGGGAUCAUCCUCGGGGAACGAAAGUGGAAAAUAUACACGUACUUGGGUACAGUGUAGGAGCACACAUUGCUGGCCUGAUUGCCAAUUAUUUGCCCGAUGACAAACUUGGAAGAAUUACAGGAUUGGAUCCUACUAUAUUCUUCUACAUGAAUGGAAACCGGUCGAUGGAUUUAGACGAUACGGAUGCUCAUUUCGUCGACAUUAUCCACACGGGUGCCGGGAUUUUGGGCCAAUGGGGGCCUACAGGUCACGUGGAUUUCUACGUGAACGGAGGCUCCAGUCAACCAGGAUGCGCAACUACUUCCUUGCUUCAGACGCUUUCAUGCGAUCACACCAAAGUGACCCCGUAUUACAUAGAAUCAAUUACGACGAAAGUCGGAUUCUGGGCAGCUCCAUGCGGAAAUUUAUUCUCCUACCUCAUCGGAUGGUGCAAUCCCAAACUCGAAGAAUAUAUUCUCAUGGGAGAAGACACCCCUCAUAUAGCACGCGGCAUCUAUUAUCUAUCAACAAACGCAGACAAACCAUACGCCCGAGGCCUCCCCGUAAAAAGUCAACAAACGACAAACAGGAAACGAUCGUCCUACCGCCAGUAUUAAGUCUACUGAAACAACUGAUUAACAUAAUUAUAGAAUAGCCAAUUCCUAAUUUAGUCCUAUACAUUCUGUUAUGUUUGUCCUUGUUGUUUCGUUGUAUAGUUUCUAUAAUUAAUUCUUAAGUUACUACGCAACCUACCGUGGAACCUCCAUAACCCAACGAUUGUCGGUGAUUAAAGCUUUUGUUGCAUUUGAUUGUAUCGUCAUAGCGAACCAAGAACUUUCACCUUUCUCAUGGUGAUCUUUCUAUCAAAUCCUUCAUCGUUUUGUGACAGUGUUGCUUCUUCAUCGUUUGUAAUUGGUCGAUGUUAUAGUUGUACUUUUAAUGCAGUGAAUCUUGUUGUUAAUUGUGUUUAAGGAUGAAAAGAAUGAUAAUGUUAAGUUUAGAGGUAGUAUUUAUACAGAAAAGGAGAUUUAUUUGUAAUUCGUAUGAAUAACAUAGAAUUACGUAUAAUGAAAUUAAUAAAUUUCUAAAAUAAAUAUAUUAUGAAAAAUAAUAAGAUGAGUUUGCUGAAAAAUGUAAAUACUUGAAGACGAAAUGUUAAUGCGAGACUACUUAAAAGGUGAACUUGUAGAAAAGCUACUCCCCUUCCGAUUUCAACGAUUUUUGAAUAUGUUGUAAAAUUCGUCAUUUUAAGCAAUUUUUUCCGCUAAGCUAUAUAUCGGAUUCGAUUAGUUUGCGAGAUAUUCGCGAAAAACUAAGUACUACUACAUUGAAUUUCGUAUACGUCCGCGGCUGUAUGUGCGUCAGCAAGCGACCCUCGCUUAUCUACUGUUUCUAUCAACAGCACCAUAAUAUGGCCUGGCUACCGUCCAUAUAACGGGUCAGCUUAAAAUCAAAAUUAACUACUAAUUUCAAUAAUUUUGACAUCGAAUUUGCCUGAAGGCGGCCGGAAUAUUACUGUGCCCUAACCUAACCUAAUCUAGACAUCAUCAUUAUCAUCAUAUUAUAACGCAGAAACAUGUCCGUGAGUUACGCUGAGACGUUGUACGCAUGCUCGAAAACAAGGCAGAAAAAUAUUAUAUGUGUACAGUAAACCUACCCAAGUGUUUACACUCCGAUUUUGAUGGGCUUUGAAUAUUUUGUAGUCCAGGUCAAAAUAAGAAACACAUAUUUUUUUAUACGUGCCCCUACGGCGAUUAAAGAGGUGAAACACCAUCUUUAAAAAAAUCGGUUU